Priceomyces carsonii is the source of this 1422-nucleotide messenger RNA. RefSeq lists its product as uncharacterized. Gene Ontology annotation, molecular function: transaminase activity; pyridoxal phosphate binding. Lineage: Eukaryota; Fungi; Ascomycota; Pichiomycetes; Serinales; Debaryomycetaceae. The record is from RefSeq and is a predicted model, not a curated record. The coding region runs from base 1 to 1422 and encodes 473 amino acids. The transcript has a single exon. Gene Ontology annotation, cellular component: cytosol.
AUGACACAGGACGAUUUCUCCACUAAUAUCAAAAAAGGAACAUCAUCUGUCUUCCAAGCAAAAGUUUCUGACUGGCUCCCACAGGUGGUCGGUGGUAAUGGAGUUUAUUUAAAGAUUCAGGAUCCUGAUACUGGGGAAAUUAAAGAUAUAAUCGACUCUAUGACUGGCGCUGCAGUUGGCGCAUUAGGAUGGGGUGAUCCUGCUGCCUUACAAAUUAUCAAUGAUGCUGCAAGAGCCACAACUUAUUCUUAUCCUGCCGUCUUUGGAAACAAGUAUGCUGAGCAGUUGGCUGAUUAUUAUAUUUCGAGAUCACCACCCGAUGCCUUCGCAGCAGCAUUAUGGACGUGCUCAGGCUCUGAAGCUAAUGAAAAUGCUUUGAAAAUUAUUCGGCAGUACUAUUUGGAAAGAGGUUUAACUAGCAAAAAAAAGUUCAUAUCUCGUAAGACCUCAUAUCAUGGUUAUACAAUUGGUGCAAUGUCCCUUGGAUCGGGUAUUCGCAGUAAGAUGUUCCAGGAAAUUCUUUUACCUGAGGACCAAUGUCUUAAAAUGGAACCUUUUUAUCCUUACAGAAAUCAACAAGAACAUGAAACCCUAGAGGAAUAUUCACAAAGAUUAAUACAAAGUCUCGAAAAAAUGGUAAUUGAUGAAGGCCCGGAGACUAUUGCUGCAAUUAUAGUGGAAACUUUACCUGGUUCGUCUUUGGGAACUUCACCUCCAACCUCGACUUACUUACAAGGUAUUAGAGCAAUAUGUUCGAAGUACGACAUUUUAUUCAUGUUGGAUGAAGUCAUGUGUGGAACAGGUAGGUGCAAUCCAAAUGGAGCAUUGAAUUGUUGGGAAAACUUCCUUCAGCCAGAUCAGGGCCCAGAUAUCCAGACAGUAGGUAAGACGCUUGGUUCUGGAUAUGUGACCAUUGCUGGAGUUUUAAUUAGUCCUAAAGUCAGAAAAGAAUUCAUAAACGGAUCUGGAAAUAUUAUCGGAGCACAAACUUAUUCUAGUCACGGUUUCAAUUGUUACGUAGCUUUGGAAAUCCAAAAGAGAAUCGAGAAGCUAAACUUGACUAACAACAUUUUUAAUGUAGGAAACUACUUGGGAGAAAUGUUGAAAAAUGAGAUUAAGGAUAUUAGUAUUGUUGGUGAUGUGAGAGGAUUAGGUGGCUUCUGGUCCAUUGAGAUCGUCAAGAAUCAAAAGACUAAAGAGCCGUUCUCAUUAAACUUGAAAAUCGCUCCCAGAUUGCAAAAAAUAUGCUUCGAGAAUGGUGUUACUGUAAUGGGAUCUCAGGGCUGCGCAGCUGGUAUAGGUGACCACGUAAGUAUUGCUCCCUCCUUCGUUAUGACUCCUGAAAUCGCUCUCGAGGUCGUGAAAAAGGUUUCAAAGUCAUUACGUGAAUUGAAUGACGAACUAAAAGGUGCAGAAAAUUGA